UGUGCUUGCAGCUUGCUGUUGCAGUGGCAGUCAUACAGAAGUACAGAAUCGAGUAGUAGUAGUAGCAUUUGCAGGCAAAAUGACAGGUCUCCUCAAGUAGUUGCUCUCCACUUGUGAGAAAAUAUUCCAAUUCCACAGCCACAUACAUAUGCCUGAAUCUUUCUCAGCCUCUUCUUUUUCUCUCACAAUAUAUAUGAUAUAUAUAUCUCUCUCUUCCUCUGAAUUCAUCAGAGAAUUACUCAAAUUUCUUCCUGCCCCAAAAUUUGUCAGUCACAACACAUAUUUUAUAUACAAAUACAAAACAUUUUUUUCUGCAAAUUGUCCAUCUCUGACGCCUCAUCUGAAUUGACUGACGCCUUUUUGAGGUAAACGCAGUGACACAUCUACUUAAGCACUUUGGCUGAAGCUUCUGCGGCAUAUCUUUUUUGCCGGUGCAAAGCUUUGGUUCUUGGCCGGUGGCGGCGGCGCGCAUGGCGGCGGACGGCGGCGCGCUGAGGCGGCUGUUCGAGAAGCCGCUGCCGGUGCCGGAGAACCCGACGCUGCUGGAGGCGCUGUCGGCGUGCAACCAUGUGCACCACCGCAAGAAGCUCGUCGACACGGCCUCCUUCACCGAGAUCUUCGGCGAGCUCCACUUCCAGGAGAAGCCGGUGGACGUCGCCGCCGCCGCCCGGUUCCUGCCGCCGCCGCCGCCGCCUGUUCGCGCGGCGUCGUGGAUCGACGUCGCCGACGACAAGAGCAAGGACGGCUCGUCCCUGGACGCGCUGCUCCGGCCGAAGUCGUCCGCCGUCAAGAGGAGCGCCAGCUUCUGCCUCAAGAGCUCCGAGUCGUCGCUGCUGCUCUGCACCGAGGGGCUCGGGACGGAGAGCACGGUGGACGCCGACGACAUGGUCAAGGACGGCGACGGCGACGGCGAGGCCAUCCGCCGUGGCGAGGAGGAGACGGACGGCGUGGAGGAGGACGACGGCGCGGGGAGGGAGAAGCGGGGCACGCCGACGCUGGCACCGACGCCGCCGACGUUCCCGCCGCCGAUACGGUCGAUCGGGCGCGGCGGGAAGCCGUGCGUGUGCUUCCGGUCGUUCCGGGCGGAGGGGAGGUUCGUGCUGAUGGAGGUGGUGAUCCCCGGGAAGGAGCUCCUGCAGGCGACGCGCGAGGGCGGUCGCCUCACGCUGCGCUUCGCCAACGCCGCGGCCGUGGGCGGCGGCGGCGAAGCAGACGACGAUGUCAACGACGACGACGUCGAUGGCGGCGAGACCAAGAAUGCAUGCGCAGCAAGAGAUGAUAUGCUAGCUAAUAACUGCACUUGUUAAUUAAGAAUUUAAGAUGGCUGCAAGUUGCAACGAAGAACUUGAUGCUUUUGAAUAUUUGAUCGACGUGUGUCAAAUCGCCAUGCGUGAAUCCAAGCAAACAGAAAAACAAGUUUGUUUCGAAUCAAGGAGAAGAAGUUCAUAAGUGGAUCAUUUCAGACCUUCA
Molecule: messenger RNA, 1470 nt
Organism: Oryza sativa Japonica Group (Japanese rice)
Lineage: Eukaryota; Viridiplantae; Streptophyta; Magnoliopsida; Poales; Poaceae
Product: protein FAF-like, chloroplastic
Source: RefSeq, a predicted model, not a curated record